AUGGCCCACUGGAGGGAGGAGUACUUGGCUGCCCUGACAGUCCGAGACUCACGAGAGAAGGCGAAUUCCGCUCUCUACGAUGCCUAUGCGCGGCUUGCAGAUCGCACCAGCAAGCUAACAACAGCAGCAAACAACGACAGCCCUGCACCGGCAGAGAGUGAAGCUUUCCCUACCAUACCAUCUCCGCUAGUAUCAGCUGGAAGGCAACGGUCAAAUGAGCCAGGUCCUACUCCGACCGAUAUCCUCAAUGCUACUCGCGCAGACUUGUCCAAGGCACAACGGUCUCGCUCGGAACUGCAAGAUCAACUGAAUCGGGUAAACGCAGAGGCUGAGAAGCUUCGCAAGACGAGUAUACAAGAGACUCGGCGGAUCAACAGCUUGGAAACCGAAAGGGCGCAGCUUAAGCUGCGACUAAGGGAUCGAGACGCGGAGCUCAAAGGGAAGGCUAAACUGCUAGAGGAUUUCCAAGAUGAGUUGGCUACACUAAACCUCCAACUCAAUAUGGCCGAAGAACGGUCCGCUCGACUUCAGAAAGAGAACCAAGACCUGGUUGAUCGUUGGAUGGCCAGAAUGGGACAAGAAGCUGAGGCAAUGAAUCAAGCAUCGAAAUUCUCCUAG
Messenger RNA from Penicillium bovifimosum, 618 nucleotides. Its product is annotated as ATG16 family protein. Bases 1 to 618 code for a protein of 205 amino acids. NCBI's taxonomy places the organism in Eukaryota, Fungi, Ascomycota, Eurotiomycetes, Eurotiales, Aspergillaceae. The transcript has 3 exons. Gene Ontology annotation, cellular component: autophagosome membrane. The record is from RefSeq and is a predicted model, not a curated record. Gene Ontology annotation, biological process: autophagosome assembly.